AAUCCGCCAAGGAAUCGCAAAACCCUCCAUCGCCGUUUGGAUCUGUCUGUCUAUCUCUUAUCUUCUUCUUCUUAUACCCUUUGGACCAAGGAAGAACCCUAUAAAUCGAAUAACAAGAUGAAUAGGGAGAAGUUGAUGAAGAUGGCUAACACUGUCCGCACUGGCGGUAAAGGGACAGUAAGAAGAAAGAAGAAGGCUGUUCACAAGACGAACACGACCGAUGACAAGAAGCUCCAGAGCACUCUUAAGAGAGUUGGAGUUAACUCUAUUCCCGGCAUUGAAGAAGUUAACAUCUUUAAAGAUGAUGUAGUCAUUCAGUUCAUUAACCCUAAGGUUCAAGCUUCGAGUGCUGCUAACACAUGGGCUGUGAGUGGUACACCACAGACCAAAAAAUUGCAAGACAUACUUCCUCAGAUUAUCAGCCAACUUGGACCUGAUAACUUACACAACCUGAAGAAGCUAGCAGAGCAGUUCCAGAAACAAGCACCAGGUGGAGCUGAUGUUCCAGCAACUAUCCAAGAAGAGGACGAUGAUGAUGUCCCGGAACUUGUAGUGGGAGAUACUUUCGAGACACCUGCUGCUGAAGAAGCUUCUCAGCCCAAAGCUGCUGCUUCUUAGAGAAGGAAGAGCUCACCAGCACACCCCAUUCUAUGUUCUGUCGCUUUUUGCUUACCAUCUGUUAAAUGUGAGUUCCAUUCUAUGCCCUGUCUCUUCAAUCAAUCCUUAAAACAUAGUCUGUCGGAUUCUUGGUUCUGAUUAUUUACAUUAUCAGUCAACGUUUCAUACAUCUUGAUGGAAAAAACUGAAAUAUGUUACAUUUUUUUUUCCAAUUAUUGGACAAAUAUUGUAAAGGAACA
Molecule: messenger RNA, 857 nt
Organism: Brassica oleracea var. oleracea
Lineage: Eukaryota; Viridiplantae; Streptophyta; Magnoliopsida; Brassicales; Brassicaceae
Product: transcription factor BTF3 homolog 4-like
Exons: 6
Coding region: 118-618 (166 amino acids)
Cellular component (GO): nascent polypeptide-associated complex; cytosol
Source: RefSeq, a predicted model, not a curated record